UCUCUUUCACUCAAAAUUGUUCGAUCUCAGCACUGAUUGAUUUAUUAAUAUAAUUUUUUUUCCUUUCCAUGGAUAUUCCAGUCCACUGGACUUGGGCUCGCCAGCCCGAAACGUUUUGGCAUAUAAUUUUUUUUAAUUUUUUUUUUUUUUUUGUGUUUUCUGCUAACUUUUAAAGAGCUGCUUAGUAUUUUCCAUGUGUGGGCUCUGUUAGUAGUGCUUCAAGUAAUUGUUGAAUAUCAUUAGUUACUAGAGAUUAGAGAAUCACAUCUCAGGUGAGGCAGGAUGGUUGAUAACCUUGAAGAAGACAAAGUGGCAGUGACUCCUGAUAUGGAAAAUGAUCGAGUUGAUACUGAUGCUCUACCUAGCAAUGAUCUUGCAGAGUCUGAAACACUGCCAGACAGUAGUGUGGAAAAGUCCGAGUCUGAGCCUAACAAAGAUCUGUCCAAUUGGGAAAGACAGCAGAACAAGGAACUUGCGGCUUCUGAAACACUGGCUACUAAUGGUGAAGCAGUAACAUUAACCAACCAACAUUUGGUCACCUCUGAAGAACCUGCAAUUGACAAUCCAGAGAUUUGUGAAUCACUAACCAGCAACCAGCCAGGCAAUGCUGAGGCCUCGCAGAUAAGUCAGAUAGUUAAUUCUGAGGCACCACACACCAAUCAGUCAGCCAACUCUGAAGCUUUAUCUGACAGUCAGUUUGUUAGAUCUGAAGCACCUCUUGAUAAGAAUAUUGAGUUAUUGCCUAGCCAUGCCAUGUGUAAUUCUGAAACACAGACUAGUAAUGGUGUGGUUGUACCUGAAACACAGCACGGUGAUGAGGUGGUUAUGUCUGAUACUGUGCAAGGCAAUGAGGGUAUCAUGUCUGAAACUCAGCAAAGCAAUGUGGUGAUGUCAGAACCUCAGCCUGAAAAUGAGUUGGCCAAUCCUAUAACAGACUCUAACAAUCGUCUCUCCCAUUCUGAAAUUGGUCCUGAUAAUCAGUUCACAGAUGAUGUCCAUAUGAUUCCUGAAGAUCAGCUGCCUCAACCUGAAUCACUGUCUCAUUCAGAACCGCUAACCAAUUCUGUACCACUGUCAGAUACUCAGACGUGCAAUGAUGUGGUCAUGUCAGAACCUCUGCCUGAAAAUGAGUUGGCCAAUUCCAUAACAGAUCCCAACAAUCAGCUCUCCCAUUCUGAAACUGGUCCUGAUAAUCACUUCACAAAUCUCCAUAUGAUUCCUGAAGAUCAGCUGCCACAACCUGAAUCACUGCCUCAUUCAGAACCACUGCCCGAUUCUGAACCACAGGCAGAUACUCAUCUCACAGACAUCAAAGCAAUAUAUCAUACUCAUCUGACCCAUUAUGAUACGCUGCCCAACAACCAUGCAGACCAGUCUGAGGCAUUAUCACUCAAUCAGCUAUCUAACUCUGAAGCAUUGUCCCAUGAUCAGCUGGUUAAUCCCCAAAUGUUGCCUCAUUAUGAGCUCGAAAAUAGUGAAACGAUGCACCACAAUCAGAUGGUUAAUUCUCAAGCAAACUAUGAAAUGACUGUUUCUAAUGCCAUACCCAGCUACGAGAUAAUAAAUGCCGAGACACCACUGGGCUAUGAGGAUCGUAUUCCAGAAACACAGCCUACUAAGCGGAGGAAAAAGAAGUCUAUAGUCUGGGAACACUUUACAAUAGAAACAGUUAGUCCUGGGUGUAGAAGGGCUUGCUGCAAGCAAUGCGCUCAAACUUUUGCCUAUAGUACAGGUUCUAAAGUUGCUGGCACCAGCCAUCUCAAACGCCACAUAGCCAAGGGGACCUGCUCAGCUCUUCUUCGCAACAAUGACCCUAAUCAAUUGACCCCAUAUACUGCACGAACUAGGGGAAGUGGGGCUGGGAAUGCUAGUGAUACACCUAAAAGACGAUAUAGAUCCCCGAGUACUCCUUACAUCAUUUUUGAUCAAGACCAAUGCCGUCAUGAUAUUGCCAGGAUGAUCAUUAUGCAUGAUUACCCCCUUCACAUGGUUGAGCAUCCGGGAUUUGUGGCAUUUGUACAAAAUCUGCAGCCUCAGUUCAAAAUGGUGACCUUUAACUCUAUCCAAGGAGAUUGUGUUGCGACUUACCUGAUGGAAAAGCAACACAUUGUAAAGUAUAUUGAGGGAUUACCUGGACGUGUUUGUUUGACACUGGACAUCUGGACGUCAAGUCAAUCUUUAGGUUAUGUAUUUAUUACAGGACAUUUUGUUGAUCAUGAUUGGAAGUUGCAGAGGCGAAUCCUCAAUGUUGUAAUGGAACCAUACCCUGAUUCAGAUUCUGCACUCACCCAUGCUGUAGCUGUUUGCCUUUCUGAUUGGGGGUUGGAGGGUAGGCUUUUUUCUGUCACUUGUAAUCAAGCACUGAGUAAUGUUGCCCUUGAAAAUCUCAGACCUUUACUCUCUGUGAAGAAUCCACUUAUUCUCAAUGGUCAGUUGCUAGUUGGUAAUUGCAUUGCCCGUACUUUAAGCAGUGUUGCUAAGGAGUUGUUGGGUUCUGCAGAAGACUUGAUCAAAAAAAUCCGUGAUAGUGUAAAAUAUGUGAAGACUUCAGAAUCACAUGAGGAAAAAUUCUUGGAGCUGAAGCAGCAUCUUCAGGUUCCUUGUGAAAGGAGCCUUUUUAUUGAUGAUGAAAUCCAAUGGAAUACAUCGUAUCAAAUGCUUGUGGCAGCUUCUGAGAUGAAGGAAGUUUUUUCUUGUUUGGACACUUCUGAUCCUGAUUACAAGGGAGCCCCAUCUAUGCAGGAUUGGAAGCGGGUUGAGAUCUUGUGUAGCUACUUGAAGCCACUUUUUGAUGCAGCAAACAUUCUUACUACAACAACUCAUCCCACUGCUAUUACCUUCUUUCAUGAAGUUUGGAAAUUGCAGUUAGAUGCAACUCGUGCAGUUACGAGUGAAGACCCCUUCAUUAGCAGGCUUAAUAAAAUUAUGCAUGAAAAGAUUGAUAAGUAUUGGAGAGAGUGUAGUCUGGUAUUGGCGCUUGCAGUAGUGAUGGACCCUCGUUUCAAGAUGAAGCUUGUGGAGUUCAGUUUCACAAAAAUUUACGGCGAGGAUGCUCAUGUGCAUAUAAAGACUGUGGAUGAUGGAAUUCAUGAGCUGUUUCAUGAGUACGUGGCCCUUCCGCUGCCACUAACGCCGGCCUAUGCUGAAGAUGGAGGUGCUGGAAGCCACAGUAAGAUGGAGGAAUCACCAGUGUUGACAGAUAAUGGUCUUACAGAUUUUGAUGCCUACAUCAAGGAAACUACUAGCCAACAUAUGAGGUCUGAGUUAGAUCAGUAUCUUGAGGAAUCGCUGUUACCACGUGUGCCAGACUUUGAUGUCUUAGGUUGGUGGAAGCUAAACAAACUCAAGUACCCUACACUUUCCAAGAUGGCUAGGGAUAUAUUAUCUGUUCCGGUUUCUACUGUUGCUCCUGACUCUGUGUUUUAUUCAAAAAGCAAAGAGAUGGAUCGGUAUCGGAGUUCCUUGCGGCCAGAAACUGUGGAGGCCCUUGUAUGUGCUAAGGACUGGUUGCAGUAUGGAACACCUGAAGCUUCUAAUGCACUUGUGCAAAUGAUAUUCUAGAUGCUUAUACCCUGUAUUAUAUAUAUAGUUGGUGGGUGCAUUUUUAUUUGAAUUUUCCGUUAGAGUACAUUACGUGAGAAUUUAACCGUUGUUGUCUUGUUUAACAGUAACAUGCACGAACUCAUAUUUCCUCUUCCAUGGGCUUAGUCAUGGUUCAAAUGGUGAAUCUGCUCUCCCCUAAUGCCAACAUUGGGACAUUGAUUUCAAUAUUUAGCAGUAGUUGUUUUGUUAGAUUAGCUGUAAACUUGCUUGAUAACCACUGGACUAAAGAGAUUUUAUUUUUAA
Messenger RNA from Cajanus cajan (pigeon pea), 3846 nucleotides. Its product is annotated as zinc finger BED domain-containing protein DAYSLEEPER. Lineage: Eukaryota; Viridiplantae; Streptophyta; Magnoliopsida; Fabales; Fabaceae. Gene Ontology annotation, molecular function: DNA binding; protein dimerization activity. The record is from RefSeq and is a predicted model, not a curated record.